AUGUCCUCAAGCAUUGAUUCAGUAACACCACUUGUUUCAGAUUUAUGGAAGUCAUUGAUAAAAGAGGAAGGACAAAUUUUUGAUGGUAUUGUUAAUGUUCGAGAUGUACUACAUAAGUUUGCACUAGCCAACCGAUUUAUGUUCAACUAUAAGAAAGCUUGGCGGGGUAAAGAGAAGGCAAAAGAGGCAGUUGAUGGGGGGCCCUUUCAUGGUUAUAUGCUUAAAGCAACGGCUUUGGAUGCUAAUAAUGGGAUAUACCCGGUGGCAUUUAAGAUUGUAAAAUCAGAAUCAUUAGAGAAUUGGCUUUGGUUUCUUGAAAAUCUAAAAGCAGCAUUGAAUGAGGACAGAGAAAUAAUUAUCAUAUCUGAUAGAAGUCAAAGUAUUAUUUCAGCUGUUAGGCAAGUAUAUUCUGAUGAGAUGCAUGCACAUUGCUUCCGCCACUUGAAGGAAAAUUUCUUAAAAUUCCUAGAAAAAUAUCAUUUGUCAAAAGCAACAAAGGGGACUCUUGAAGAUCAUUUAGAUAUAAUUGCUUAUACAUUUCAGGUGAAGGCAUGUGAUAGAGCUCUAGAUCGAAUGAAGAGAUUGUGUGCAGAGGCGUAUGAUUGGGUAAUAGAAAGUGAACCUAAACACUGGGCUAAAUGCCAAUUUCCAAAGAAAAGAUACGGUAAAUUGUAUUCGAAUGUUGCUGAAAGUUUUAAUGGAUGGGUUCUAAAGGAGAGAGAAUUGCCAAUUAUGGGAAUUAUUGAGAAGACUCGUGAGAAGUUAACAAAGUACAUUUACAAAAGAAAAAAUAAGGCGAUCUUAUGGAAGCUUUUAGUUGGAAAAAGAAUUGAUGAAAUUUUAGCUUUGAAUGUAAAGCUAGGUGAGAAGAUGCAAAUCAUGUCGUGCUCAACUCACAUAUUUGAGGUUCGUGAAAUACAUGGAAACUUUGGUGUGGACAUAGAGAGGAAAUCAUGUGGCUGUGGUAAGUGGGAGGCUACUGGACUCCCUUGUGAGAAUGGAUGCGCAACCACCAUGAAGGCAAAUUUAAAUGUGUAUGAUUUUGUUGAAGAGUGCUAUCAUAAGGAAACACAAUGUCAAAUAUAUUCAGAAACCAUGCGUCCAGUCCCAACUCAUGAUAUGCCAUCUUUAGAUUUUUUUGAGGAUGAAACUGAUGAUGAUGGAUAUAUUAAUGAGUUAAGUGAACCUGACAAGUUACUUCCACCCCGAUGUAAAAAACCACCUGGUCGUCCACGAAGAAAAUGA
Molecule: messenger RNA, 1245 nt
Organism: Cornus florida
Lineage: Eukaryota; Viridiplantae; Streptophyta; Magnoliopsida; Cornales; Cornaceae
Exons: 3
Coding region: 1-1245 (414 amino acids)
Source: RefSeq, a predicted model, not a curated record